This is a messenger RNA of Phaethon lepturus (White-tailed tropicbird), 1272 nucleotides long. Its product is annotated as nuclear pore complex protein Nup107-like. Gene Ontology annotation, molecular function: structural constituent of nuclear pore. The transcript has 14 exons. Gene Ontology annotation, cellular component: nuclear pore; nuclear pore outer ring. The annotation marks the transcript as partial. Gene Ontology annotation, biological process: protein import into nucleus; mRNA export from nucleus; post-transcriptional tethering of RNA polymerase II gene DNA at nuclear periphery. NCBI's taxonomy places the organism in Eukaryota, Metazoa, Chordata, Aves, Phaethontiformes, Phaethontidae. The record is from RefSeq and is a predicted model, not a curated record.
AUGUCAUCCCCCCGUGAUGCAGAGGUGGCCAGGCCCGGACGGAAGCAAAGCUCUCAGAAAAGAGUUUCUAUUCUUACAUCCUUGGAUGACACUGUUGGAAACAUGACACCCAGAGGACAGUUGAUUUCCCGAACUCCUAGUUCAUUGCUUCGCCAUCCAGCUACUGCACUAAAUCGAAGCUCCAUGAAGCCUUCAGAUAUGUCUGCCAUCCUGGGAACAGGAGGAAAAUCUCCGAUUCUACCAACUCCUGGACUUUUUGGCUGUCUGUCAAUGUUGGAUGAAAGUAGCUGGACAAUGGCGCUCUCACCUCAGCAGACAGGAAUGUUUGUAAAUCUAGACAUAUCCAAUAUGACAGAAGAUGUCACUAUGAGCGCUGUACUGUUGCGUGAGGAUGAUCCUGGUGAAGCUGCUACGAUGAGCAUGUACUCAGAUUUUCUGCAUUCCUUCCUGAAGCAUACAUCAACUACCAUUUUCGAUCUUGUGGAUGAGUAUGAAAGUAUUUGUAACAGUCAGGUGAAUAUACUAGGGAAAAUAGUUUAUCGGGCAACUCCUGGACAGCAAAAGUUUUCGAAAACUGCUAGUGUCUUGUGGCUUCUCAAGCAGGAGAUGGUAACUUGGAGACUGUUGUCCUCGCUUUAUAGAGACAGAAUACAGUCUGCACUGGAAGAUGAAACUGCAUUUGAUAUCGCAGUUUUAAAUGCUAGCGAAAAGACAAAUGUAGACAGCUUGUUUCAGAAAGAUUCACUUGUUCGACAAAGCCAGCUGGUGGUAGAUUGGCUAGAGAGCAUUGCCAAGGAUGAAAUUGGGGACUUCUCUGAUAAUAUUGAGUUUUAUGCAAAAUCUGUAUAUUGGGAGAAUACACUACAUAUCUUGAAGCAGCGACAGCUAAGUACCUACAUUGGAAGUUCUCGAGCUCUGGUAACAGAGUUGGAUCCAGAUGCUCCUAUAAGACAGAAACUGCCACUUGACGAUUUGGAUCGAGAAGAUGAUGCAAGAUUAUUGAAGUAUCUCUUCACUCUCAUCAGAGCAGGAGUGACAGAUGAGGCACAGCGCUUAUGCAAACGAUGUGGUCAGGCUUGGAGAGCUGCAACUUUGGAAGGAUGGAAAUUGUAUCAUGAUCCUAACAUAAAUGGAGGAAAAGACCUGGAGCCUGUUCAAGGGAAUCCAUACAGGUGCAUUUGGAAAAUAAGUUGUUGGCGUAUGGCUGAAGAGGAGCAGUUUAAUAGAUAUGAGAGAGCAAUCUACGCAGCACUGAGUGGAAACCUCAAACAG